AUGCAACAAGAGGACAAGAAGAAAGCAGACUCUGGGAAACUGGAGACAAUUAAAAUUAUGAACGGAUUUACUGACAAGGAAUGGAGCAAUUUGGAUAAAAUAGAAAGAAUUGAACUAACCCUGGAGGACUUUGGGAGAAUGAAUGUAAUUUAGAUGUUCAAAAACUUGAAGUCCUUGACCUUAAUUAAUGUUGGCAUCACUGUUAUUGAAGGAUUAGAUGAUUUAAAUAAAUUGGAAGAAUUAAAUUUGAAUGAGAAUUAGAUACUCAAAUUGUCUGGUUUGAAAGGAACAACCAAUUUAAGAGCCCUUUACAUAUCUCAUAAUGCCAUCCAGAAGUUGGAGGGAUUGGAGCAAUUGACCAAAUUGGAAACAUUGUGGCUUUGCGAUAAUAAAAUAGAUACCAUUUAAAACCUGGAUUAACUAGUCAAUCUAAAGCAACUUUGGUUGGCAGCCAAUUCCAUCAGCAACUUAAGAACCUCUUUGGAUAAAUUGAAGAGCUUAUAUGAUUUAAACAUAAGUGGCAAUAAAAUAUGCAGUUUCAAAGAAGCCUUGAAUUUGAAUCGUUUACCCAAUCUCAAAGUGUUGGCAUUUUAUGAUCCCCACUUCGGUGAUAAUCCUAUAUGUAACCUAUGCAAUUACCAAACCUAUGUACUCUACCAUCUAAGAAACAUCUUUAAAUUAGACACUCUUAUGAUUUCAGACGAUCAAAAAUCCUUUGCUGAAGGCACCUUCAUGAAAAAGAAAAUGUAUUAUAAUAUGAGAAUAAAAACAAUGCAGAGAACCUUUUCGACCUUAUGUAAGUUAUUGAAAAAAGGCAAAAAAAUAAAGAAUGAUUCAUUGUGUGAAGACAUUUCUAAUUUAAACAUCAAAUUAGCUCAGGAAUAGGACAAAGAGAGAUAGCAACUUUUAGAAAAUAAAUAAGAGGAGUAUGAGAAUCAAAAUGAAAUUUACAAUAGCAUUAAAAAAAAAGUGUAUGAUUAUUGCAAUCAAAGCAUACAUAAACUAAUUACUGAAUUAGAAACAGGAGGCAAUAUUAGAUUGGAAGAAGGAAAAACAAAUGAAAAAUGGUAUGGUUCUUGUGUUGAUCUAAUCAAUUCAAGAUUCCAUGCAGAAACUAUGGGCAAGUAUGGCAUCAAAGAUAUACAAAUAAAAAGAGUUGUUAGAAUCCACAAUAAAUUCAUAAGAAAUAAAUUCGAAGAAAAAAUGGAAUCAUUGGUUGAUGUUUCAAGUCAAAGUCACAAGAAAUCCCUUGAGUAUUUAUUCUAUGGAGUCGAUCCUAACUUUCCCUCUGAAAUCUACAAUGUAAUCGAAGAGGGAUUUAGAGGAUGUCAAGAAUCUCAAUCUAUAGGAUUAAGUCCAUACACACCCUUGGUAAAUAGUAUAUUGGGUGCUGAUGCCUCCAGAAUUCAACAUCUUUUGAAUGGGUAAGAUCAUGCUCAAAAAUUAAGCAAAAGAUUUAUCAAAAGAAGAUUGUACUAUUAAAAAUACAAUGUAAUUCCACCUGGAGUAAUCCUCAUAUGCAAAGUCUUAAUGAUUAAGUCAGUUGCUGAUUAAAAACAACCCUAUUUCAAUCCAGAAUAACCAUGGAGUGAGAUGCUCCAAAAAUAUCCCAUAGAUGGCAAAUAAUACUAGGAUGAAUACACAGUCUAUAGAGAGUUGGAAUCUGAUUCAAAACAUAAAUUAUGGUUUGUUCUAGAUAAUAAUCUUGUACUGCCUGAAUACUUUGCUGAAUUCGAGUAUGUUAUGUAAUCUCCACUUUAAAAUAAAAUUGCCGACUUUGGAUCUGCCUUAGGGAUUCUUGAGCAAGAGGGAGACGAUUUCAUUACUCCUGCCAAUAUUAAUAAAUGCAGAGACAACAUAAAUGAUUUAUACAAUCAGUUGGCUGAUGAUUUGAAUAGUUAUCAAUUUGAGAAUCUGGAGGAAUAUCCCACUUAUGAAUUGAAAGCCUAAGAUUUAGACAGAUCAGAAAGUGCAUCCCUUAAGCCUGCUUUAGUCAAUUACUUCAAAUACUGUUUAAGCAGAUCGACUCUUUAUGAACUAAACCCUAAUUUGGUUGGCACACCAAAUUUAAAUGAAAUAUUGAAGAAUCAAACUCUAUUCUUGAAUUUAAGUAAUUGUUCUGUUUAAGAUAUAACAUUUGUCAAGGGGCAAUUUCACACUCUCAUUCUUAGUUACAAUAAGAUAAGCAAUAUUACAGGUUUGAACGAAUUGCCAAAUCUAACUAGACUUGAUUUAUCACAUAAUGAAAUAUCCAAUCUUAACGGUUUACAAGGCCUAAGUCAUUUAGAAGUUUUAGAUCUGACUCAUAAUAAUAUACAGGAUGUGGAUUAAAUUGCAAUUCUUAAAUACAAUCAAUCAUUGAAAAAUCUAUGUGUAGUAUUUAAUCCAAUUAGUGAAUACAAAGAAACCAGAAAGGAAAUAGUUAUGAUCCUCAAUAAUUUGGCAUUCUUGGAUCAUCUGCCCAUCAAUGAAGAAGAUAGGGAACCAACAACAAAUUAGAAAUAAUUAAUUACUACAGGGAUGUUGCAAACAUUCAGUAAAGUUUAACAUGAUUGGAAAUAACACAUCUAAACAGUUAUGAUUACACAUCAAAAGUUGAGUAGUAUGAAAGGUUUGGAAGGCUUGGUUCAAUUGAGACAUUUGAAUCUGGGGCAUAAUAAGAUCACUUAAAUUACAUCAAUUUAGGAUUCAGUCUUGCUGGAAGAACUUAAUCUAGAAAAAAACUCUAUUAUUCAAAUUUAAGAAUUGGAUAACAUGUAAUACUUAAAGAAAUUGGAAUUGGGAGGGAAUAAGAUAUUCUAGAUAGAUGGCAUAUCUAAUUUAAUCAAUCUAAUGCAAUUGUCUCUUGAAGAUAAUGCGAUUCUUAAUCUAAAAGAAUUUCCAGAUUUGAAGAGCUUAAUGGAGAUAUAUUUAGGAAACAAUAAUAUUACGAAUUAAAAAGAAAUCAAUAAUAUAAAACAUCUACAAAAACUUAUUAUUUUAGAUUUAUCUGGAAAUCCAUUUGCAAGAGACACUAAUUAUAGAUCCUAUGUACUUUAUAUCAUUCCAAAGUUAAAGGUCUUAGAUGGAAUCUCUAUUGAGGCCUCUGAAUAACAGAUGGCUAAAAAUUUGUUUACUGGUCGUCUGACUGAAGAGAUUCUAUUCUCUAGACUUCAAGGUUAGCCUGCUAAUAAGAUCACUGAACUUUGCUUAUAGAAUUGUGAAUUGAGAGAUUUCGAAGAUGUGUUCAAUGUUCAACAAUUCCCUUAGUUGGUUGAAUUGGAUUUAAGUUAAAAUUUAUUUACUUCUACUAAAAUGCUUGGGUUUUUGCCUCAAUUAAAAAUUUUAAUAUUAACUUCUAAUAAAAUAGAAACUCUGUUAUAUCCAACUGAUUUUAACUAAAAAAAGGGAUUGAAUGGAUGUCAGUAAUUGCAGAUUUUGGAUAUUUCAUAGAAUUGUUUGAAAGAAUUUAAUGGAUUGCAAUAUUGUUUAUUGAAGGAUUUAAAAAUAAUGAAAUGUGAAAAAAAUGAAAUUAUUCGAGUUGACUAUUUGGAAAAUUUGAAAUAAUUAAAGGAGCUAGAUUUAAAUUAUAAUAAAGUAAGAUAAUUUGAUCCUUAAUCAUUUGCUGGACAAAAUCCUAUUAAAUGUUUAAAAAUAGAUGGAAACGGAUUGAAGAAUUUCUAAAACAUAUAAAAACUAUUUAAAUUACUUCAUCUAUUCGCUAAUUCAAAUAGGAUUAAUGACCUGCCUGAUAUCGAACAUUUAUGUGCUCUAACUCAACUUAAAGAAUUGGAACUUGUAGGAAAUUCUUUGAGUAGAAGACCAGGAUAUCGAUAAAUGGUUUUAAGAAAGUUGCCAACCAUAUUAUAUCUCGAUGGAAGAGAAGUAACACAGGAGGAGAGAGAAAGACUAGAACUAGUUGAUAGACAGGCUGUACUACCUCAAAUGUAGAUUUAAUAAUAACCAAACACUAAAGUGCCAGUCAAAUUAAGUUCAAUCAACUUUGAUGGGAUUUUCAGCAAAUGA
Messenger RNA from Paramecium tetraurelia, 4005 nucleotides. RefSeq lists its product as uncharacterized. Gene Ontology annotation, molecular function: protein binding. NCBI's taxonomy places the organism in Eukaryota, Ciliophora, Oligohymenophorea, Peniculida, Parameciidae. The record is from RefSeq and is a predicted model, not a curated record. The transcript is spliced from 7 exons.